Molecule: messenger RNA, 771 nt
Organism: Thermothielavioides terrestris NRRL 8126
Lineage: Eukaryota; Fungi; Ascomycota; Sordariomycetes; Sordariales; Chaetomiaceae
Exons: 9
Coding region: 1-771 (256 amino acids)
Source: RefSeq, a predicted model, not a curated record
AUGACCCAGGUCGCGAGGCCCCUAUGCAAGAUACGGAGACAUAAAGAUAUUGUCAACAAUUUGAAAACUUCAAACUCGAGCCCCAUGUUCGACGUGUUGCGUCCAUUGAAGGACCAGCUCUGCUGGGGCCUAGUUCAUGAACCAGGCGCAGAGAAGUGCAGCGCAAAACAGACGCGGGAAGAGACUCCUAGGUUCCCAGUCGUCAGGCUGAUGUUCUUCGUCUACGGAGGUACCGCUAGUCAACACAGCCUCAGGGCUCCAUCGAGGCUGCCACACGAGGGAGAAGAGGAAGCACAGCCCCUUAUAGAUGACGACAUUCGGACGCGGACGUGGGGUGCAUACGCGGCUUCAACGGCCGGCAUAUAUCCAUGUUUACCACGGGAUCCGGUUGAAGCCGGGCUGCGUAACAUCAAGAUCCUGCAGCUUGACAUUCAAGUAGUGCUGUUCAUAUGGAACCGCGUGUACGCAGAAGAGCCGGAAGGUCUUCAGUUGGCGAGCAGACAACACCUAUACGACGGCUUCUCUGGCAGCGGGACACGACUGCUCGAGGCAAACCACGCAGGCCUCCCUGGGCAGUCACUUGGCGAGGAACGGAUGCUAGAGUAUGCUCCUCCUGGGAAGGUCCCGUCAUCAUUGUCGUCGCGUCGGUGCGACUGGGCGCGGCUGGCUCGCAAUCCGGAACUAGGACAUCACCAGCAGGGCACUAACAUUGCGCUCGUGUCGUGCCACCGAGUAGUUGCGACCUUGUUGCAGAGCCCGCGAUACGAGUGA